Molecule: messenger RNA, 2180 nt
Organism: Girardinichthys multiradiatus
Lineage: Eukaryota; Metazoa; Chordata; Actinopteri; Cyprinodontiformes; Goodeidae
Gene: bmb
Product: brambleberry
Exons: 13
Coding region: 124-1995 (623 amino acids)
Source: RefSeq, a predicted model, not a curated record
GUGAUUGGUUGCCUGGCCGCGGAGCAAAUUAAACCAUCAUCUCAAUCAGCUGUUGUUGCCUGUGGAGCCCCAGGGUGGUCGCUUUCUCUGUGUUCAGGUGCUUCCUCCAAAUUAAGAUAAGACAUGGGCUACCUCCUGAUCCACUGUCCACUCCUCUUGGGAACCAUCUGCAUGCUGGGCUGUCCUGCAGUCAGUGGGCUGUUCGAGUGGGUGAGGAUCACGCAGCCUCAUCCUGCCGCAGCUGCUCCUCCUCCAGUAGCUCCAGCGCUUCUGGUGAAAGAUGCUCCGUUUGAAAUGGUGACCACAGAUGAGAAGUUUCUGGCUGAAGCGAAGCAACUGGAGCUGAGCCCAUUAGACAGUUGCCACUACAGGGUGGUUGCUCGGCUGAGGUCCAGCUGUGAAAGCCUCUCUGAGGAGAAUCUCGCCAAGCUCGGAGUGGAACUGUUUAACUGUCAGGCAGAGAUCGAAGGGCGCCGGACCUUCCCAUGCACAGAAGAAAUGACCAUAAAAGAAUGCACAGCAGAUAUGGAUCCGGACACAUGGAAUGCCUACCACAUAGUGAGCAACAGAGCGCGCUCAGUUUGCUACGCAACUCGCCAGCAGCUUUUUCGCCGCCGAGCGGAGCUUACGGUCAAUUCUCUCAUCUCCACAGCAACAAGCCAGUUAGACGCAAUGAAAGACCUGAAGGUGGGACAGCUGGAGCUGAAGGAGUUGACUACAGCUUCUCUCGACAAGCUGCUUGAGGGCCACAGUGCCCUUCAGUCUCAACAGGACAAACUGCACGAGGGUCAGGAGCAGAUGGAGGGUUCGCUGAGGGAAAACCUGGAACGUCUGGGUCAGGAAAAGGCCCUGAUUGCCUCUGGACAAGAGGUGGUAGCCCAGCUCAUUCAGGGCAUUACAAAAAGAAUGGAAAAUGUAAGCGAGUAUCUGCAGGUCCAAAGCUCAGAGGUCCAAGACAACCACAAGGCAAUCGUUGAUGACCUUGCGGGUGUCAGGCACCAAGCUCAGGAUAUCUACCAGAAAAUUGACCACAGCAUGUCUGAGUUCCUGCAGUACCAGGACCAGACCUCCCAGUACUACACUGACCUGAUGAACAAACUGGAGCGCAUGAACAGCACACUGGGAGUCAUGCUGCACUACUUGGAUAACAUGCAGCUUCGGAUAGAGGAGAGGCUUCACAUGAUUCAGGGCUACCUGGGCUGGGCGGGUUUAAGUCUGACAGCUAUGUGGACCUGUGUUGCACACACGGGCUACUUCGUGUUGUGUGCAGUCCUUCUGACGUUCCUGCGCUGUCCAGGUUUCUCUAGAGCCAUGCUGCUGCUCAUGGUUCCCCUGAAUGCAGUGGCCGAGAUCAACCAGCAGCCAGCGCUGGACCUCACCAGUCUCAGCGUGCUGCUACUUGCUCUGUCACUUGGUCACUGGUUUGUAAAUCGCCUUUGGGCUUGUAUGCCAAGCAGAAAUGAGCUCGUUCCACCAUUGAUGCUUGGUCCAUGGAACAUCGUGGAGCCUCAGAAGAAUGCAAUGGCGGGUCCACCAUCAUCCACACCAGAAAGAUACGGAAAAGGCGACGUAUAUGAGCAAGACAACCUGUUGAAUCAUGACAGUUUUUUAUCAGGUGAACUUGGCAUAUCAGCAUUAUCUCCCACUCAAAGGAGGCCCGUGCCAGAGCCUAACUUCCUACCAAUAUUUGGAACACCGAAUCGGUCCACUCCCAGGCCAAUACCUCCUGAACUUCUAUCAAGGGCUCUAAUUGAAGACCUCCCUCAAAAGAUCCUGGGAGGAGUUUUUGAUUCAGUGAAUGUAUCUCAUGAUUUUGGAAGGGACUCGAGAAGUGCAAGUCUUACCCCAUCAAUUAUCACCAACAGCUCCUUGUCAGGCCGUCAGCUGUGUAAUGGAAUCACAAAAACAGGGAAAACCUGUAAGAAUAAAGCGCUUCUAGGACAAGAGUACUGCCGAGUUCAUGAAGGGGGACACAGCUCUUUUAUUCACUCCUAAAAUGUUAAACUUUGUGACAUAUAUAUAUAUGUUUUUUUUAAAUGGACCCAUUACUGCCAAGAAAUGUUUGCAACAAUUAUUGCUUAACAAGCACUACAUCUGUAGGAAUUUUAAAUGUUUAACUCAUGUCCUUAGAAACAAAUGUUUUACAUGUUUUUUUUUUAAAAUAAAUUAUUUCUCAUUGA